Molecule: messenger RNA, 2686 nt
Organism: Gossypium arboreum
Lineage: Eukaryota; Viridiplantae; Streptophyta; Magnoliopsida; Malvales; Malvaceae
Exons: 11
Coding region: 359-2305 (648 amino acids)
Biological process (GO): cristae formation
Cellular component (GO): MICOS complex
Source: RefSeq, a predicted model, not a curated record
UCUACAAAUUACACAUAUCAUGCAUAUUCAAUUUUCACAUAAUGGGAGCAAGAAAAAUGUCUCUGUAUUAUGAAAGGCAGACUCUGCUCGGUAAAAUAAGAUAGUUCCACCCUGUAGGUCGCACGCUACCAUACUUUCAAUUUCGGACUCCGAGUUCCAAGCCCCCAACGGCGAUUCCCAUUUGGCACCCGCCUUGGCUCCCCGAUUGGAUUGGUCGCUACCCAACAACAAAUUGUUUCAAUGCCAAUUCCCUAACUCCUCCUUUCUAGCCGUCACUUCCUUUUUCCGUAAUUUUCACAAACACCUUACCUAAUAUUAGAUUCAAAAUCCCAAUUAGAAAAAGGGAAAAACCAACAGCAUGCUUCGAAGGUCAAUUUUGGAAUUAUCACGUCACCGAGGGUCUCCUCGGAAAAUACCAAGGCAGAUUAUAUCCCAGUGUUCAUCACCGUUUCUUUAUUCGAGAAAGCAAUUUUCGACCUCUCCUGGAGAAAAUCCUACUCCAAAACCUGGUUCAUCUGGUGGUCCGCCUGAAUCAAAUAGUGGGUUUUCAAGAGUUGUCCUUGGCAGUGCUGUUAUUGUUGGUGCUGCGUUGGUUGCUUACCAAGCUGGAUACUUAGAUCAAUAUUUUGGUCAAGUGCCCAAUGAUUCUGUUGAUUCAGCGAAAAUUGGUUUUGAUGGUAAAGAUGAAAAUGAUGUGCAAGUUGUUACUUCUCACGAUGAAGAAAUUAAAGCACAAUCUAAUUUAGACUUGCACGAGCAAGAAGAUGCAACGCGUAUCAGUCUUCCUCCUCAGCUUGAAACCUCGAGUGAAACCCCUAGUGUAAACCACCCUAAUGUGGAAGUUAAGGUGGAAGUUAAGUCGAAUGACUCGAAUGAAACACUUGGAAAUAGCUCAACGUCAGGACCAGAAAAGCCGUUGCCAGAAUAUUCUCAGAGCAGCUUGCCAUCUGCUGAUCACAGUGCAGAUGCUGCUGUAUCCGCUGAGGGGAAUGUUGAAAAGGCUGGGUCUGAAACUGCACCAAUACCAAACAAGGAAAUUCGCGAUAUUCAAUUGGAUACCCAAUCAAGUGCAUCCCUUGGGGAAAAGGGGACAAAAGCUGUAGAACCUCAUUCUCAUGCUACCGAAGACAGACCGCAGGCUAAACCAACUGAAGAUAAAGGAGCUCCAAGUUCUCUUCUUGAUGCCUAUCACCUUAGGGACAAGGCAGAUGAAAGCUAUUUAUCUUCUCUAAAUAGAAAAUAUGAGCAGCUUUCUAAAGAAACAGAGGGUUUUGGUACAGCAGUUGAGGAACUAAAUGAGGGAUAUUUAUCGAAGGAUGGAAAAUUAAUUCUCGGUUUCCUCCAAGCCAUUCAUGCUGCCGAAAAAUGGCAAGCUGAGCUGGAUGCACAUGCUUUUGCUCAAGAAAAAGAAGUAUUGAAGGAGAAAUAUGAAAAGGAAUUAAGGAAUUCAAGAGCUAGGGAACUAAUGCGUACAGAAGAGGCAGCCAUAUUGGAUAAGGAAUUAAAGAGAGAAAGAACAAAGGCAGCAGCUGCUCUAAAAUCACUUCAAGAAAAAAUGGAAGAGCAGCUGAGGAUGGAACUUGAAGAAAAGGAAAGGGAAGCUGAACUGAAGUUACAAAAAGCUCAGGAGCUUGGAAAAGCAGAACUAGCUGCAGCAAUUGCAAACGAGAAAGCAGCACAGAUUGAAAAAUUGGCAGAAGCAAAUCUUAAUAUAAAUGCCUUAUGUAUGGCAUUUUAUGCACGAUCUGAAGAGGCGCACAAAAGUCAUUCUGUUCACAAGCUUGCUCUGGGAGCACUUGCACUAGAGGAUGCACUUUCUAAAGGAUUACCAAUCCAAAAAGAAAUAGAUGCUCUGCGCACCUACCUUGAAGGUACUGAAAAGGAUUCAGUGUUGGAUUUGGUGCUUUCGUCUCUUCCAGAAGAAACACGGUACCAUGGUACCCACACUGUACUACAGUUGAAUCAAAAGUUCAAUGCAUUGAAAGGGACCCUAAGGCACUUCAGCCUAAUUCCACCAGGUGGUGGUGGCAUCUUGACACAUUGUUUAGCACAUAUUGCAUCCUGGUUAAAGGUGAAGGAAGUCGACCAAUCUGGUGAAGGGAUUGAGUCUUUAAUCGGUAGAGUUGACAAAUACUUGGCUGAAGGAAAGCUCGCUGAAGCGGCAACCGUCCUUGAGCAAGGUGUCAAAGGUAGCCAAGCAGAGGAGAUUGUCAAUGAUUGGGUGAAGCAAGCGAGGAAUAGAGCCAUCACUGAGCAAGCUUUAACUGCACUCCAAUCAUAUGCUACUUGCAUUAGUCUUACCUAAUCUCCAGUCCUCAACACAUGGCUCAAACAAUAUCUUGGGUUUGGAAUUUACAAAUCUCACAAUGCAUAUUAUUUUUCUUAAAAAUUGUGUAGAUUGUCCGUGGCCCUCUAAAUAAAAAAUUUUGGCUGUCUUUACCGAGAAAGGUCCAUAUUUUUUCAUCUCUUCAUAGAUACUGUUAGUAGGCCUUUGUGGUGGAAUGUUGAAAUAAACUAUAGGAUUAUUGGGAGCAAGAGGGUCAAUAUAGAGUGAAUUUCUUGAUAUCUUUUGAAGAUAUUGCAACAUGUAUGGUUGAUGAUGUAUCAUUUUCUUGAAAUAUUUUUCUCAACUAUUUCUAGUUUUAAUCAGAAUUUUCUUAUUUGCAGCUCAGUUGACAUAAAUAAA